AUGUACGUUCCCAGGGCGAGCUGGUUGCUCGCUGCUUGUAUGGGGAAAAUGAUCAAUGCUUCUAAGAUACUAGAAGUGGACCUUGUUUUCCCACGCAACGAAACGUAUACGCCCACCGAGUGGUUCCCUGUUGUCUUUGCUUUUCAGAAUUUCGAGAGCGCGAGAUACCUAAAUGCGGAGAUUACCUAUAAUCUAUGGGGUUUGAAUGGCGGGAACAACUCCCAUACCCGGUCACACAAUUUCCGGACUUUCAAUUGGGAAAAUUCGACUGACGAGGAACUUUACCUUGCUUAUGACUUCUUCGGUACCUUCAACCAUGAGGGCUCUGAGGUAGAUCUUGUUGCUGCUACAGUAAACAAGUCAUGCCCCGGGGAAUACGGCGUGGUAAUCGAUGUGACCGACAAGACUAUGGAGGUCCCUAUGUGGGUGACAUGGUCUGGCGGUAAAUACACCAACGACACAUGCGCAGUGGUGGACUACUCCAAUCGGACCACGCCGAAUCCCUGCCGGGUUGACAUCGACGCGACUAGUGUUGCAAGCAUGUCGGCCUCUUUGAAAGCCCGUUUAUGCAGCGGUAUAGACCCACCAGACGAUUGCCCCCGGAGGAUAAAAGGAACGCUGCGCAACAGUUGGCUGUGGUGGGUGUAUCCUGCUUUCUGGCUGCAUUUGGGGUGA
This is a messenger RNA of Penicillium antarcticum, 675 nucleotides long. RefSeq lists its product as uncharacterized. Lineage: Eukaryota; Fungi; Ascomycota; Eurotiomycetes; Eurotiales; Aspergillaceae. The record is from RefSeq and is a predicted model, not a curated record. The transcript is spliced from 2 exons. The coding region runs from base 1 to 675 and encodes 224 amino acids.